Humulus lupulus (European hop) is the source of this 2911-nucleotide messenger RNA. RefSeq names its product probable mediator of RNA polymerase II transcription subunit 26b. The record is from RefSeq and is a predicted model, not a curated record. The transcript has 9 exons. NCBI's taxonomy places the organism in Eukaryota, Viridiplantae, Streptophyta, Magnoliopsida, Rosales, Cannabaceae. Bases 738 to 2096 code for a protein of 452 amino acids. Gene Ontology annotation, cellular component: nucleus.
UUCAUUUUCCUAAACUUAAAAAAUUUUAUUUAUUUUAUAAUUUUCUCUUUAUUCUAAGACUGGUUUUGUUUUGUGAAACAAAAUUCAUUGUGGCUUUUUGCAGCACCUGGUAUUUGGAGAGACCCGGACAGAAGAGAGAGAAACAAGGGAAGAAAGAAAUCCACAAUUCUUCGGUUAUGGUUUUGGUUUUGAUUUUGAUUUUUCACCUCAAUAGUUUUUUUCUUCCUCAAGAAAUUGUGGGCUUUUCCGAGCUGAGCCAAUCAUAAUCUUCAAAAUCUGAGCAAAACCCACGAUUGUUUUCAGCGUUUUGUUCCCGUUUACUUAUCCUGAAUCCCCCAUUACAUCCCCCAUUACAUGUAAUACAUUUCGUCACUAUCACAGGCGUAUUCUUCUUUCAAUGUUUUUUUAUUAAAAAAAAUCAACAAUAUCAGAUUUUGAUUAUUGAUAUUCUGUGCCAAAUUUCAAAUUUGUACCAAAAUUGAUUGUUUUUUCUUCCCUAUUCUGUGUCUAUAUCAAAAGUUACGUGGGAAUCGAUUCUUGGUCAUAAAACUUUGGUUUCAAAACCUCAAAGAAUUGGUCUUUGAAUUCUGGGUAAUCGCCAAAAUUAUUUGAGAAGUCUUCUUUCUCAUCUGUGUUUCAUCAAAAUCCGAUGAGCACCAGAUUUUGAUAUCUGAGCUCUUAUUGGAAGCGGGUUCUGCUGAAUCUAAUUCCCGGAUUCCAUUUGGGAGCGGGCGGCCAUGGCAAAAAAAUCAGGGUCGCUAGAUUACUGGAGGAAUUACUUCAGGACUGCGAAUUCGGAUAUUUUUGAUAUAAUUGACCAUGCGAUCAUGGUGGCGGCUUCGGAUUGUCCUAAAGAGUUUAGAUUGAGGAGAGAUCGAAUAGCUGAGAGGUUGUUCAGUUGUAGAAUAACAAGGUGUUUUGGUUGUGACCACGUGGAGUUAGCUGUGCCUGGUGGUGAUGAUGAUGAUGAUUCUGAUGAUGGUGUUUUCAAGAGUGAUUUUGAUAGAGAUGGAGGUGAAUUUGAGGCUGGAGCUAGUAAAGAGAGCAAGGUCAAUAGCAGUAGAGAUGAUCGAGGUGAGAUGAAUAGAAACCAAGUUAGCAAUUUCAGCUAUGGAGAUGCUGAGGCAUUGACUGAUGAGAUUGAAGAAGAGUCUCAAAUUGUUGAGGAAGUUUUUAGGAUCAAAGAGAUUCUUCAGAAUUGUGAAGAAGAGUCUGAAUCAGUGUUGUUCGACUCUUUGAGGAAGCUUCAAUUGAUGGGUCUAACUGUGGAUACUUUGAAGGCAACUGAGAUCGGGAAGGCGGUGAAUGGUCUUCGAAAGCACGCAUCAAAGGAUAUUUGCCUUCUUGCACGAACUCUUAUUGAUGUAUGGAAAGGCAUGGUUGAUGAAUGGGUUAGUGCUGCUGCAGCUAUUACGAGCCAGAACUGUACAGAAGGUACCCCUGAUUCUGUAAAUCCAUCCGAUGUUGAUGAUGAGGAAGAAGGGCUCCCAUCUCCUCCUUUGGAUGUAGGAGCCUUUUUUUCUGCACAGACGUCUUCAAUGGAACUAUCAGGGUUCUUCGAUGGCAUGGACGAUGACGGAAAUCCUAGGAACAGUGGGGAAUUCGUCAAGAACCGUGAGAAUGGAAGAAAACAAUCUGUGGAGAAUCAAAAUUUUCAAAAACAAAAACAGAAAUCUCCUGAGCUGAAUGUGCUUCACGGGGAAAAUAAAAUCCAACAAAUGAAGAAACAGGAAAUGGUUACUAAGGCAACUAGACCCUCAAACACCGAAUCUGGUCCUGGGAGACCUCCAAAAAUAAAUAAUGAGCACAAGGCCAGCAAUGACUUGAAGUUCCAGAAAAGAACAGAUAAACCUACCCUUCAGAAGGGGCCAGUUAUUGCUCCGCAAAAUAAAUUCAAGUCUUCUGAGGAAGAUGUGAAACUUGAAGCCACAAAAAGGAAACUCCAGGAGCGGUAUCAACAAGCUGAGAAUGCCAAGAGGCAACGGACUAUACAGGUUAUGGAGUUGCAUGAUCUCCCUAAGCAGGGAGUUGUGCACAGAAAUCCACUCGUGAAACCUGGGAACCAUAAUCGACAUUGGGGACAUGGACGUCGAUAGGUCAGUUUCCUAUGGUACUGGUUUUCACUGAACUUCCAUGAGUUUCUUCCAUUUUUAAUCCGGUGGAAGACUUGAAUAACCCCCAGCAUUUCGAGGCUUGCUCGACAUACUUGUGAAUCAGAAAUAAGAGAUUCAUUCACCACUCUUGCUGGCUGAGGUUCUGUCUCUGUUGUAGGGUCAAAAAGAAUUUGUGGCAACUUUUCUUUUAGACAUUGAGGGCAUAGAUAAAAUUUUAAUUGAUGAAACAUUGUGAGGCAGGUUAUAGAUUUAUGCAGACUGGACUAAUCACGGUUGUUCUCAGAUAAUUGCAGUCUGUACAAAACACGGAUUCGCACUUACCCAUUUCAUUGGCUACCAUAUUGUUUGUUCUUGCUAACAACCAAAUAAUCUAACCCCAUGGUUACGUACAAGUUACUCAGCACAUGAUGAAUAAGUGCAUUGUGUUACAAAAGCCAUCUGUAAGAACCUUCAAAUGUAUCUAUAAAGCUUAAAUAUUCACGUCUCCUUUGUAUAUGGCCUAUUAAUUAUUGGCUUCUAAGAUUUCUCUUUUAUGAGUUGAUUACAAAGAGAUUCUCUUAAAGAUGGCUAAUGUACCAGCUAGAGAGAGCCUUUUUAUACUAGAGAGAGGACUAGGGUCAAGUUCUACCCACUUUUCGUUGGAAAAGAGUUUCGGCCUUAAACUUUUGGUUAAUGAAUGAAGAAUAAUUGUAGAGAUCAAUUGGUAAGAAGCACUCUUGAGUUUAAUUUUUUUUUCCCAUAGUGUUAUGACUCUAGAUUGAUUCAAUAAAAAUUAAGGAAUUGGAGGUUUUGCUGUU